This is a messenger RNA of Dioszegia hungarica, 963 nucleotides long. RefSeq lists its product as uncharacterized. The transcript has 8 exons. Gene Ontology annotation, cellular component: intracellular anatomical structure. The record is from RefSeq and is a predicted model, not a curated record. Bases 1 to 963 code for a protein of 320 amino acids. Lineage: Eukaryota; Fungi; Basidiomycota; Tremellomycetes; Tremellales; Bulleribasidiaceae. Gene Ontology annotation, molecular function: oxidoreductase activity, acting on NAD(P)H, oxygen as acceptor.
AUGCCCCGACCAGCCGCUAUCCUCAACAAAGGCGCCGUUGCCCUCGUGACCGGCGCUGCCUCCGGUAUCGGCCUCGCCGCCUCCAAAGCCUUCGCCGCGCGCGGCCUGCACAUCGUCGCAGUCGACGUCAGCUCGAAGCUCGAUGCCGCCGUCAAGGAGAUCAAGGGCGUAGACGGAGUUGGGCAGGUCGAGGGGAUCAAGUGCGAUGUGUCCAAGAUCUCAGAGGUGGAGGAAUUGCGCGAGAAGGUGCUGGAUCUGUUUGGCGAGGUCGACGUCCUCCUGAAUAACGCGGGUAUCGGACCCAAAUCAUCCGCCUUCUCCCUCACUACCUCCCUGGCGGACCUUCAGGCCACAUGGCACCAGACGCUCGAUACCAAUUUCUUUGGGAUCCUGAAUGUCGCACAGGCGUUUGCGCCCCAUAUGGCCCGACAGGAGAAUGCGAGCUGUAUCAUCAAUACGGGGAGUAAGCAGGGUAUCACCUGUCCGCCCGGAAAUGCCGGCUACAACGUCUCGAAAGCUGCCGUCAAGGCCUUUACGGAGCAGCUCGCCCACGAGCUCAGGAACGUCUCGGACGUCUGUUCCGCCCACCUCUUCGUUCCCGGCUGGGUCCAUACUGGCCUCACUGGCGCCGGGUCGGGCAACGCCAAGCCGCACGGCGCGUGGACACCCGAACAGACCGUCGAUUACAUGAUGGAGAAGGUGUUCGAAGAGGGCGACUUCUACGUCAUCUGCCCGGACAAUGAUACUACGGUGUCCCUCGAUAAAGCCAGGAUUCAGUGGAAUACUAGCGAUAUCAUCGAGAACCGGCCGGCGCUUUCCAGGUGGCACCCGGCUUACAAGGCUCGGUAUGAAGAUUUUAUCCAGUCCAAGCAGGGCCUGAGCGCCCGGAGCCGGAGUCGCGGUAGGACGCCUUUACAGAUGGAGACGCACCACAGUCCCGGCCCGAGCCGGAUUGACGAGUAG